Messenger RNA from Echinops telfairi (small Madagascar hedgehog), 1307 nucleotides. RefSeq names its product solute carrier family 35 member D3 (gene SLC35D3). The annotation marks the transcript as partial. NCBI's taxonomy places the organism in Eukaryota, Metazoa, Chordata, Mammalia, Afrosoricida, Tenrecidae. Gene Ontology annotation, cellular component: Golgi apparatus. Gene Ontology annotation, molecular function: antiporter activity. The transcript has 2 exons. The record is from RefSeq and is a predicted model, not a curated record.
CUGGGCAUCUCGGUGGCCAUCGCGCACGGGGUCUUCUCGGGCUCGCUCAACAUCCUGCUCAAGUUCCUGCUCAGCCGCUACCAGUUCUCCUUCCUGACCCUGGUGCAGUGCCUGACCGGCUCCACGGCCGCGCUCAGCCUGGAGCUGCUGCGGCGCCUCGGGCUCAUCGCCGUGCCCCCCUUCGGCCUGAGCCUGGCGCGAUCCUUCGCGGGGGUCGCGGCGCUGUCCACGCUGCAGUCCACUCUCACGCUCUGGUCGCUGCGCGGCCUCAGCCUGCCCAUGUACGUGGUCUUCAAGCGCUGCCUGCCCCUGGUCACCAUGCUCAUCGGCGUCCUGGUGCUCAAGAACGGCGCGCCCUCGCCCGGAGUGAUCGCCGCCGUGCUCAUCACCACCUGCGGCGCCGCUCUGGCAGGAGCUGGCGACCUGACCGGCGACCCCAUCGGGUACGUGACGGGCGUGCUGGCGGUGCUGGUGCACGCCGCCUACCUGGUGCUCAUCCAGAAGGCGAGCGCGGACACGGAGCAUGGGCCGCUCACCGCUCAGUACGUCAUCGCCGUGUCCGCCACGCCGCUGCUGGUCGUCUUCUCCUUCGCGAGUACCGACGCCAUCCACGCCUGGGCCUUCCCCGGCUGGAAGGACCCAGUCAUGGUCUGCAUCUUCGUGGCCUGCAUCCUGAUCGGCUGCGCCAUGAACUUCACCACGCUGCACUGCACCUACAUCAACUCGGCCGUGACCACCAGCUUCGUGGGCGUGGUGAAGAGCAUCGCCACCAUCACGGUGGGCAUGGUGGCCUUCAGCGACGUGGAGCCCACUUCCCUGUUUAUCGCCGGCGUCGUGGUGAACACCUUGGGUUCCGUCAUUUACUGUGUGGCCAAGUUCAUGGAGACCAGAAAGCAAAGCAACUAUGAGGACCUGGAGGCCCAGCAGCCGGGUGCGGAGGAGGCGCAGCCAAGCGGAGAUCAGCUGCCCUUCCUCAUGGAGGAGCUGACUGGGGAGGGUGGGCAUGGCGGGUCAGAAGGUGGCGAGGCUGCAGGUGGCUCCUCUCAGCAGAGGGGGCCAGAGGCGAGACGCAGCCCCAGAGGAAGCCUGCUGAGGGCCCCAAGCGUGCAGACCACCCUGGAUCCAGAAGAAAUGAGCAAGAGGUCGCUGAAAGAUGCCUACCUGGACGUGUGGCGAUUAGUUAGGGGCACCAAGUAUAUGAAAAAGGAUUAUUUGAUAGACAACGAGGAGUUACCCAGCCCGUGAAAAGGAAGUGCAUGUUUGUACAUCUGUAUGUACAUUCAUUUUAUGGUACAGAUAAGAUACAU